AUGUCUCUGCAAAUUCAUGUUGCUUUGAUGUUGUCCCUGCUUUUACCAUCACCAUUUCUUGCAUAUCCCCAAACACUUUCAGGUCAAGAAUCUUUCAAGAAAGCUGCAUAUAGGCUCAGCAAGCCACUGAUCAGUGAUGAUGGGAAGGUUUAUGUGUGUUCAGAAAAGAACUUUUUUGCCUUUGAAAGUAAUGGUUCUGUCGUAUGGACGUUAUCUCUAAAUUACAAAUGUAGCCCAAGUAUAGCUCCAGUUUUAGGGGAAUCAAGAAAGAUAUAUGUGGUUGCAGAAGACAGAGUGCUGAAGAUCAACCCUUUGAAUGUAGGCAGUUUUGAAAAAGCUGUAGAAUUGUUCUUUGGUACGGAAUCUGAAAGACCAGGUGAAAUUAUUGGCCUUGCAGUAAGUAUAUCCAGUUCCUAUGUAUUUAUCAAUGUCAAAUACCGGGGUCUCUUUGCUUACCGGUUGCAAGGCAAGCUGCACUGGAGUGCUGGCCCGGCGAUUUAUCAGCAUGGAUAUCGUCAAGGCUGUAGGAAAAACACCACGGGCUGUUAUUUUUCCUCGGUGCCAGUGUUCGAUCAUUGUGAAGCUAGCUUAUACAUAUCUACUAAUCAAGGAGAAAUCUAUGCUCUGUCAACUCGUAGUCCACAUUUCAAAUGGAUACAAGAUUGCAGUUCAUUCGGAAAUACACUUACCAUGACAGCUGGGAAUAAUGGCAUGUUGUAUGUUACUGUAGCAGCUAAAGCUCUGGUGCUAGCGGUUGAUGUUUCCAGGGGAAAUAUUUUGUGGCAGAAAAGCUUUGGAUCGUUAAGUACCGCAGAUUAUGCCCCAGCUGUUGAUUCUAAUGGUUGGAUAUCUAUUGGUUCAUUGGAUGGAUACCUCUAUUCGUUUUCACCAAAAGGAGUUGUCAAAAAGUUCCCGAAAGUGCUCAACAUGGAUUCUGUAAUUCAAGUUAGUCCUGUUCUUGAUUGCUCAGGGUAUGCAAUCUAUGUUUCUCAGACAGAGAUUGAAGGAAAGAUUACUCGGAUAAUUGGAGAUUACUCUUACAUCUCCGCGAUGAAACCAAAGGGCGUUAUCUUCACACUGAUAAAUCCAGCUACUGGAACUAUAUUUUGGUCUGAACAAUAUCCUGGCCAAGUCUCCUCGGAAUUUUUGAGAAGUGACCUGCAAUAUUUUCUUCUGGAUGAAAGUGUCCUCCUUGCUUUUUUCGCAGCUUCAAGUAUCGGGAACCCACUGCCUUGCCGAGGCUCACGUCAGAAGUAUGCAUUAAGCUGCUCACAGAUUACACCUAAGAAUUUCAGCAUCUACACAGGUAAUAAGAAGACAAUUUUGCUGUUUCUGAUCUUUGAAUCUACCGUAUUGCUAGUACUAGUAGUACUGGUUAGAUUUUGCUGCAUGUUUUGGAAGAAAAAGAAGCUUCAAAAUCAAGAUCUUGGGAAAUUUUUAGAGAAAAGACGAUCACUUCGACUUCAGAAGAAAGCUUUUGACAGAUCAAUCACAGAGCUUCAACAAAAGGCAGCUGAGGAAGCAAUAGCAAAUGAGGUGUUGGAAAAGUUAGGCGAUCUAGUUAAAGAAAGAGAAGGCAUACAGAGGAAGCUCUCAACAUCAUACAGUUUGGGAAGGGAUGAAGUUGGUUCUCGUUCAAAUUCCCUCCUUCCAUUGUCCGAUAGGAAAACAAGGAGUUUCUCAUUUCAAGGCGCGAAAAAAGAGAGUGUUACUUUGUUUCAUACAGUCAGCGCUACUUCUUCUGAAACUAGCUGGAGUAAUAGGGACUCUGAGGAAACAGACAAUGGAAAGUCACCUACUGAAAUAUUUAGUUGUAGUGAUAAUGAGAUUUAUCAGGAAGAAUUUCAGCCUAGUACUCUAUCUUGGUUUGCUUCCAGUUCGAAACCGGUUGAUGAAAUAGAGGAAAUGAAGCUGAGAGAUCAAAAAGAGUCCAUUGAUCAUCCCUUGCAGAACCGCAGCACAAGCAUAAGGAAACGGACAUCAUAUUCAAGUAGCUAGGUAUUGCAUUAUGUGUGUAGUUCUCCGAUAGUUCUUUUGUCCAACUUUAAUCCAAUACUGACGCCGAACUGGCCAAAAAGCUUUCUAUUUCAAUGGAAUUCCACAGGAGCAUAAGCUUUCUUUCUCCCACUCUGUUUAUGUAGGAGAGAAAGAGGGUGUGUAUUGGUAGCAUAGCAGAAAACUUUGUUAGGGUCAC
Molecule: messenger RNA, 2194 nt
Organism: Lycium ferocissimum
Lineage: Eukaryota; Viridiplantae; Streptophyta; Magnoliopsida; Solanales; Solanaceae
Product: protein GAMETE EXPRESSED 3
Exons: 10
Coding region: 1-1998 (665 amino acids)
Biological process (GO): embryo development ending in seed dormancy; pollen tube guidance
Cellular component (GO): plasma membrane
Molecular function (GO): protein binding
Source: RefSeq, a predicted model, not a curated record